Messenger RNA from Ipomoea nil (Japanese morning glory), 906 nucleotides. Its product is annotated as stress response protein NST1. The record is from RefSeq and is a predicted model, not a curated record. Bases 112 to 708 code for a protein of 198 amino acids. Lineage: Eukaryota; Viridiplantae; Streptophyta; Magnoliopsida; Solanales; Convolvulaceae. The transcript has 2 exons.
UGAAAAUUUAUCCUUCAAUCUCUCGAAGUAUCCAGAGUUUUGUCCAUUCUCAGUUUAUCACUGCUCGCUAGGGUUUUAUCGAUCUGAGCAGCGGCAUUACCUUUCAACCAAAUGUCGCUCUCCCGGCAUCUUCUUCGGAACCCCAUUUCCACCCAAGCCCUAAAGCUCCACCAUCUCCGAUCGCUUUCCGCCACCGCCGAAACCCAGGCGGCGUUGGAGAAGAAUCUCCACCAGCAGAGCCACAAAUUCCUGGCGCCGAGCGAGUACCUGAACUCGUGGAAGCCCCCGAGGGAUCCCAAGGAGGCGGAAGCCCAGCUCGCGCUUCUCCGCCGCGAGUAUGCCAAGAAGGUCAAGGUGGUCCGCAAGGAUUACAUCAAGGAGAUGGAGGUCCUGCGGCUCGAAAAGCUGAGAAAAGCCGAGGCCAAGAAGGAAGCUUUGAGGAUCGCAAAUGAGGAGCGGAAGGCUGCUAAAGCCGCUGAGAAGAAGGCCAAGGCUGAAGAGAUAGCCAUCUUUGAAGAGGAAUUCCGCCGAACUCUCCUAAAAGAAAGACAAGAGAAGCUUGAAUACUGGAGGAUGAGAGAAACUAAAAUUAAAGAAAAGAAGACAAAGGGGAAUGAGCUUUUGCGUCGAAAAAGUUCGUUGUGGAUUGAUGAGGAGGACCUGGAGGCCAAGUUACUUGAUGCCUCCUGUAAACCCACUCCCCUCUGAAUCUUUUUAUAAUCGGUUGUUUAUUUCAUCAACUUAAAGAGUAGUUGGCCUAUUGGUGCUACAGAACCAGAACUGCUAUGUUUUAGUGUUUUAAAAUUCCAAACAUACAAUGCAGUUUUGGUAUUCUUGUUUAUUUUUCUUAUCAAAUGUAGUUUUGAUCAAAGUUGAAGAUAAUAAAGAUUUGGAGUUUGUAUCUAA